Molecule: messenger RNA, 1161 nt
Organism: Glycine soja
Lineage: Eukaryota; Viridiplantae; Streptophyta; Magnoliopsida; Fabales; Fabaceae
Product: CASP-like protein 5B3
Exons: 3
Coding region: 329-787 (152 amino acids)
Cellular component (GO): plasma membrane
Source: RefSeq, a predicted model, not a curated record
GCGUGGGUGAGAGUUCACUUUCAUUGUGCCAGAAAGACCAAUGCAAAUACAAGCAACCGAGGUUGUUCUGUUCCUUUGCUCACACUUUUGACUAUUGUCAUUUGCCAACUUAACUUGCUUCUCUAACGUAAUUUCUUCAUUUUCAUUGUCUUGUUUUGCUCGUCACACUCUCUGCUUGCUUUCCCCAGAUUUCAAUUUCCCUUUGCACCUCAAAUUUCUCCCCUUUUCCUUUCUGGGUCUCCAUCUAUUUUUUUUUUUUUUUUUUGGGUCAAAUAUGAAGAUGAUGGGUGUUCCUUAGCCAUUGAGAAUCUAAGAUUUGGAGAGAAAAAUGAAGGAUUUCCCUGGGACACCGGGCACUGGUCUUGGUUUGGCUCUAAGGAUAUCACAGUUCGUUUUUGCUGCUGGAUCAAUUGCUUCCAUGGCUACCACUCCCAGUUUCUUUAACUUUACGGCUUUUUGUUACUUGAUAGCUUCAAUGGGUUUACAAGUCAUUUGGAGUUUUGUGCUUGCUUUAUUGGAUGCAUAUGCCUUGGUGAAAAAAAAGGUCCUCCACAACGCUGUACUGGUUAGCCUCUUUGUAGUUGGAGAUUGGGUAACAGCAACACUAUCUCUAGCUGCAGCGUCUUCCUCAGCUGGCAUCACGGUUUUAUACUUUAAUGAUCUGGGACACUGCCAUUUUGGAGAGGAAUGCCAAAAGUACCAGAUUUCAGUAGCAUUAGCCUUCUUGAGCUGGUUCCCAAUUUCAAUAUCAUCCCUAAUCAUGCUUUGGCUAUUAGCUGCAGGGUAGCAGACUCUAUAUUCCGCCCAAGUUCUCUCUUCCAACACAUGUUCAUCUUAUUGGAAAUUCUUAGAAAGUGUCAAUAGAAAAGAAAGUAGAGUAGAUGCUUACACUCAUUUAAAUUGAUUCCUUCAUUUCUACCGGAAAUGGGACAGUACUGGCAGAUUGUAAAAACUAAAAAUGCAUACAUGAUUUUUCCAUGCAAAGAAAUUAGGCUACCAAAGUGUUAUGCUGAUUUCCUGAUCCUGUGAUUGAAGGUUAAACUUUUAUGUUUACCGGGAAUUGGGUUGCUAACAUAUGUUUUUGCCAACAUAUGCUAGAGAAAGGGUUUGUGUUUGUCUUCGGAUUAUUUAUGUCCAUAAAUCAUUUUCUUACAGCUGCUA